Medioppia subpectinata is the source of this 2475-nucleotide messenger RNA. NCBI's taxonomy places the organism in Eukaryota, Metazoa, Arthropoda, Arachnida, Sarcoptiformes, Oppiidae. The record is from the annotation of a GenBank genome assembly.
AUGGUAUUUGGAUUUCGAUACAAACAAAUUCUUCCUCUACUACUGGUGUCUGUCAUCGCAAUCGCUGUCAUCACAUGCGAUGAGUCGACCAAAGAUUCAGACUUCGAGGAGUUUAUCCAACGACUCGAAGACACGAGUGACCAGUCGUUACUGAUUUCGGCCGAAGACUCGACCGGAAAACUGGACAAAGAACUGUUCGGUGAUGUGGCCGGAGAUGUGGUCGUCGAAGAGAUCACAGGAAAACCCGACAAAGAAGACGACGGCGACGGAGAGGUUGUUGAAGAAGAAGAGGUCGGGAAGAAGACAAUGAAUGGAAAAGGAAAGUCUGAGUCCAUCGAUGACAUCAAUGAUGAAGUGCUACGGAAAGGGUCGGCCACUCAUAGAGGUGUAAAUAGUGGGCAAUCAGUGACUGCGGAACCGUUCGGUAAAUCGGACGCCGAAGAGUUUAGGCGCCGACUCGAAGAGCACCCAAACGUGGAGUCAUUGGUAGAGUCGGGUAAAGACACGGCCGGCGAAGACAUUUUUGGAGACAUAAAAGGAGAUGUAGUUAUCGAAGACAUCACUGGAAAACCAGACACUGAUGUCGACGACGGAGACGUUGAAGAGGAGAAGGAAAAGAAAACCGGAAGCGCUGUUCAUAAGAAUCAUGAAUCAGAUAAUCACAAGAAAGUGAAUCCUGAAGAGUCAUUGGCUGACAAAUUGGCCGCAGAUUCAGACGCAGAAAAGUUCAGGAAACGACUCGAAGACGACCAGAGCGUCGAGUCAUUGGUAGAUAAGAUCCGAGACUCAGCCGAUGAGGAUAUCUUCAAAGAUAACGUCGGAGAUGUGGUCAUUGAAGACAUCACUGGAGAACCGGACAGUGAAGACAUGGAUUAUGAAGAGAAGACAGCGAACAAUAAGAACUCCGGAGGAAUGGCUAAAAAAAUUGUGUCGCCUGAAGAGGAAGGAGACGUACUCUUACAACAGGGGGCGGCGUCUGCAGUGCCGUCGAUUGCAGGACCUACUCCUUCGGGCGGGGGGUCGGGGUUGGGGACCCCCGGAAAACCCAUUUGCGGGCUUUACAAUCGCCCCCAAGUGUCGGAAGCGUUUCGUGUGGGCACUGAUCGCGUGAUUCUUAUGAUAAAAGAUGACAACACGAAAAAGAAUGUCUACUAUGAGUACAAGUUUGAAAUUGACAUAAGCAAACAAAAGCUCCGCUUUGGUCAGAUCCAAGCAUUGGACACGAAGUGGCAAAACCUCAACCAAACGCUCGUCGAUCUGGUCCGCCACGUAAGCUUAUGGGUUCCGCUCGGCUCUGAAGUCCUGGCCAUCAUUUACGCGAAGGAGGACGAUAUUCCCCAAAUGAUCGGCUUUAAGAUACCGGCGACGACCGCCGCCGUCGAGUCUCUCAGCCCUUUCGAUAGGCUUAACGUCAAUCGAUACAAAUACACUCCCGGCGAAGAUCCCGAUAAUAUGGUAUCGCUGUUCAAUAGUUUCCCCGAACAGGACCUUCAGGACCGGAUGACUGCCAUCACUAACUUUCCCACCGAUAGUACGGGCGCUCUUCCCAAACGAGAUUUCGUCUACUAUUUAGAUAAGGCGGAAAAGGGCCAACAAUUACCGCCCGGGGAUCCGGGCCUUGAAUUCAAGCGCCACAUAAUGAUCGGCAGUACGAAUCUCACAAAUGUGACGCCACCGGUGUUGGAGUGGAUCCACGACAUCGCCAGCAAUAAGUGCAUCGACGAGAAAGAGGUGGUCACCGCCGCCUUCACUCUGUCCGACGCUUACGUCCCGAAGGGUAGCGCUUAUGAGUUCAAUAUAAUGGAGUUCUCGGAGGACAAGUACUUCAUCAAAACCGUAUCGCUGGACAACACUAAAGUGACGGAACAGUUGACCACUUUGCACAGCGACCUGAUUGGCAAGUUGUUUGAAUGCGGAGCGCCAAUCGCGGCAACAGUCCCGGUCCCUCCCGGCGAUGGCGGCGGUGGACUCACCACCACUCCAAAGACAUCACCGCAAAAAUCUAAGGGAAUGGCCUGGUGGUGGUGGCUCAUCAUAUUAUUAGUGAUUGUAGUCAUUGUGAUUAUAAUCUAUAUGUUUUACGUUUAUUCACAAAAAAAGGAUGAGAGAUCACAAGACAAAGAAGUGGAAAAGGCAAUCAUCAAAUCAUUGGAUGCGCCGCCACCGCCCAAAAGUAAGCCAUCAUUGGCUACAAAGUCUGAUACACCGCCGGUCGCGAAGACUGACCCAACGUUGGGCGUCAAAAGUGAUGAUUCGGCCACAAGUGUCGAUUUGGCCAAAAAGACUGAUCCAACUUUGGCCACAAAGACUGAUCCAGAAUUGGCCAAAAAGACUGAUCCAGAAUUGGCCAAAAAGACUGAUCCAGAAUUGGCCAAAAAGACUGAUCCAGAAUUGGCCACAAAAUCAGAUGAAGGACUGAAAACAAAAUCCAAUGAAGGAUUGGCUGCGAAGUCGAAGUCAAAUCCCGGAGAGUAG